GCACUUCUGCAAUUGUGUAAUAAUACCAAAUCGUCCGAAUUUCUUUGGCCGGAGAACUAAGAAUGGAAAGCACAACUCACCCAGACCCUGCAGGAUGAUAAACCCGCAGAUGUUUAACACCGGAUGCCAGUUAAACUCUGCUUGUCUUCCGUCCCAGGCCAAACCAUUUUGAAAGUGAAGAACCCAACGUAACACGAAGAUGAUGGCGAGAACAGCGACCAAACCGGCAGACGACAAGAAUAAAUGCACCACUUUCGGAGCCUCGAUUUAGCCACACUGGAGAGAGUCAUCAGCAGAGUGUCUACACGUUUGAAGAGCACAAUAGGAAGACCCUCAGCUCCACUGGGGUCAAGAAUUUUGAACAACCCUGAUGACAUCUUUAAGCACAAUAUGUGGGAUCAUGUGGAGUGGACAGAGGCGGACAAACAUAAUGCACAACUAAAAGCUGCUGAAAACUCCAAGGUGCACAUUCCAUUAGGGGAACAAGGCAAAUUCGAUACAGAAGCUCACCACUACUGGGAUAAGUUUUACGAGCUCCACGAGGGUAAAUUCUUCAAAGAUCGCAAGUGGCUGCUUUUGGAAUUCCCAGAACUUCUUCCAUCUGAUUCCAAAAGCCAAGAGAGGGGCUUUGAAGUAGAGAUGGAGGCUGAACACCAUCAACGCCACAGCCGUACACACUUUGACUGUACUUCAGAUCAUCAAAAAAAUGAAGAAGCCAUGGGACUUACUUACCCUGGACAACACACCUCUUUCAGGAUAUUGGAGGUUGGAUGUGGGGUUGGCAACAGCGUAUUCCCAAUUCUUAAUCAUGUCAAGGAAAACAGUGCAUUUUUAUACUGUUGUGAUUUCUCCCCAUGUGCUAUUCAGCUGUUGAAGAGUCAUCCCGACUACGACCACUCUGUGUGCCACGCUUUUGUGCAUGAUAUUUGUAAGGAUGAAGGUUCUCUUCCCUUUCCUCCACAGAGUCUGGAUGUUAUUCUUGCGGUUUUUGUGCUCUCCUCCAUUCACCCAGACAGGAUGCAAGGAGUCGUUAACAGGUUAUCCUCCUACCUGAAAUUUGGAGGGAUUUUCCUUUUUCGGGAUUAUGGACGAUAUGAUUUGUCACAACUCAGGUUUAAGAAGGGUCGGUGCUUGUCAGACAAUUUCUACACGCGAGGAGAUGGUACUUGUGUUUAUUUUUUUACAAAAGAUGAAGUUAAUGCUUUAUUUACCAACGCUGGAUUGGAGGAAGUUCAGAAUCUGGAGGAUCGACGAAUUCAAGUUAACAGAGGGAAAAAAGUUUCAAUGCACCGGGUGUGGAUGCAGAGCAAAUACAGGAAAUUACAUCCAAGUUCACCCUGUUAACACCCUGUCAUGCACAUUCUUUUAGUGUCAUUUAGAGCGCUUCUUUAGUUUUAUACUUUGGACUUGAGCAACUGUGAUGUCAUUUUCAGUCGCCAUCAAGUGUCAAAAUGGCCGCCCCCUGAGAUGGAUUAAAAACAGGUAUUUUAUGCUCGGGAAUCAUUUGGUGAUCUAACACCCCAUUUCAACCCCUUACACUGAGUGGCAAGCAGGGAAGAAAUGGGUCCCAUUUUUAUAGUCUUUGGUAUGAGCCGGCCUUGGUUUAAACCCACAACCUUCCAGUCUCAGGGCGGACACUCUACCCCAAGGCCACUGAGCUGGUAAUCGUUGUCUUCCACUAUGGUUUUGUAUGAAGUUGUGUUUUGGUUUUCUUUACAGUUAUGGUAUCGGGGUACUUGUAAAAAUUGUAUAGACAAAUGAUAUAAUUGAUAGUUAUGGUGUAGAGUUGGAGGGACACAAAAAAUUCCUUCUUGGGAGGUGUAACAGAAAGAAAUUGAGAAGCACUGAUAAAAAUAUGUGUUUUGUUGUUCGUAUGUGUUUAUACCAAAUAGCACAAAUCGUGUAUUUUGCCAUGAAAAACUGUAUUUUAAUAUUU
Messenger RNA from Syngnathus acus (greater pipefish), 1936 nucleotides. It is a transcript of the gene mettl8, whose product is annotated as methyltransferase like 8. Gene Ontology annotation, molecular function: tRNA (cytidine-N3)-methyltransferase activity. Bases 244 to 1344 code for a protein of 366 amino acids. The record is from RefSeq and is a predicted model, not a curated record. Lineage: Eukaryota; Metazoa; Chordata; Actinopteri; Syngnathiformes; Syngnathidae. The transcript is spliced from 10 exons.